Messenger RNA from Benincasa hispida (wax gourd), 348 nucleotides. RefSeq lists its product as uncharacterized. The record is from RefSeq and is a predicted model, not a curated record. Gene Ontology annotation, molecular function: nucleic acid binding. Lineage: Eukaryota; Viridiplantae; Streptophyta; Magnoliopsida; Cucurbitales; Cucurbitaceae.
AUGUCUUCGUAUGCAUUGGUAUUUGGGAAAGCAUGUCAUUUGCCAUUGGAGCUAGAGCACAAAGCGCUGUGGGUGGUGAAGAAGCUUAACUUCGACUUAAAAGUAGCAGGGGAAGCAGGAAAGCUACAACUGGUCGAGCUUGAUGAGUGGAGAACACAAGCUUAUGAAAAUGCCAAAAUAUACAACGAACGAGCAAAACGUUGGCGUGAUAGCCGGCUACGCGGUAAAAAUCUCCAUGUCGGACAAAAAGUCUUACUCUUCAAUUCAUGGCUACGGCUUUUUCCUGGCAAGUUAAAGUCGUGCUGGUUUGGACCCUUUAUAAUUAAAGAACUAGCAUGGUGCGGUUGA